UGUUCGAAACUAAAAUUGGUUCAAUAAUUAUGGCGGCCCCCUUGAAACGAAUGUGUAAACAAAUAUUUUUUGUUUGUUAUACACCACCACCAGUUGCAUCAUUAAAUAAUUGUUUGUAUUCUAAUUUUCACGAAGCUAGCAGACAUAGUCAUAGAAGAAAUUUUUAUCGACAUGCUUGUCUGAAGUCAGGAGAAUUUGAAUUGGAGAACCCAAAAUCUGAAUUAGAUGUAGUGAAUAUAAUCUACAUUGACCGUCAAGGGAAAAAGCAUCAUGUGAAAGGAAAAGUGGGAGAUAAUGUAAUGUACCUUGCCCACAGAUACAAUAUAGAAAUUGAAGGUGCAUGUGAAGCAUCACUAGCUUGUUCUACUUGUCAUGUAUACGUGAAAGAUGAAUAUUUUGAUAAAUUGCCUGAACCUUUAGAAAAGGAGGAAGAUAUGCUUGACAUGGCACCAUAUCUAAAAGAAAACUCAAGAUUAGGUUGUCAAAUUAUUUUAACUAAAGAAUUGGAUGGCAUUGAAGUGACACUCCCAAAAGCAACUAGAAAUUUCUAUGUGGAUGGUCAUGUACCACCACCACAUUAGUGGUGUCAGUUGGUGUGAAUGGAUUGGAUAGUGUGCAAUGGGGAGUGUCUAGUAUUUAGUGAAUGUACAAAAUCUCAGAUGUAAAUAAUUUUAACUGAACAUAGUGUCUGGAUCAGAGUUUAUUUAUUUGUACUACUGUCCAAUUUUGCAAUUGAACAGCAAUGUCAACAUAUCUUUAGUAUUGGUUGUUUACAUAUUAAAAAAGGGUGUUAUCUACUUAUGUUCUCAGAGACAGCCAGAAAGUAACUUCUACUUGUCUUAUAGAUUCUCUUCAGAUAGUACUAUUGCACAAUUAUGUUAUAUUUAGAUUCAUAAUGUUUAUUGUAGGCUCACUCAUAUAAAAAGUGGUUGUGGGGGCCAGAAUAUAAUACUAUUAUUAAUGACGACACAUUGUCAUUAUCUCCCUUUUAUUAUUGUUUACCCCAGAGAUCAAAAGGAAUGUGACGCAGAGCUUGCAGGAGCUUACAGUGUAAAAGGUCUGCUGUGGUGCUGUUUGAGCCAGUAUCAUUCACGUUUGCUUAUCUCCCCUCAUGUCAGAUACUUCUAUUAAAAUUGGUGGGACUUGGUUUACUUAUGCUUCCCAUGUCAGAUAGGUCUAUUAGAGUUGGUUAUUCUUGUUUCCUGGGUAAAAACCUUUAUAUUAUCUCUAUGGUAGUUAUGAACAAAAAAUAAUCAGAGAAGCUAUUUAAAAAUAUUGGAGACUUGGUUUACCAUCCAUUGCAACUGUUCAUUUCGCUUUGCAGCACAAUACUAUUCUAAAAGAUGUAACACCCCCAACCCAAACUGAUAUUAAUCAGCUGCAGGCUCAGCAGCCCCCCUGUCCCAUCUUCUCUCUAAUGUUGUGUUUAUUACUGAAUGAAACAAAAUAUGUAUAGACGUGAAAUGUUUUGCGCAAGUUCAAGGACGUUUCGUUUGCUCAGAAAUUAUUUAUUGCCUCAGUUACUGUACAGUACAAACUUAGAUAUUAUUUUGUAAACAAUAAAUAUACAGAGUGAAAUAAGA
Messenger RNA from Biomphalaria glabrata, 1583 nucleotides. Its product is annotated as adrenodoxin-like protein 1, mitochondrial. NCBI's taxonomy places the organism in Eukaryota, Metazoa, Mollusca, Gastropoda, Planorbidae. The transcript is spliced from 6 exons. The record is from RefSeq and is a predicted model, not a curated record. Gene Ontology annotation, molecular function: 2 iron, 2 sulfur cluster binding. Gene Ontology annotation, cellular component: mitochondrion. Gene Ontology annotation, biological process: P450-containing electron transport chain; positive regulation of oxidoreductase activity. The coding region runs from base 30 to 581 and encodes 183 amino acids.